This is a messenger RNA of Rodentolepis nana, 363 nucleotides long. Lineage: Eukaryota; Metazoa; Platyhelminthes; Cestoda; Cyclophyllidea; Hymenolepididae. The record is from the annotation of a GenBank genome assembly.
AUGGCAUUACAAAACCUCAAGACACACGGUACUUUUUCGUUUUCUUUUUUUCAUAUUGCUUUAGAUCCAUUUGCUGACGACGACGGUGAAAUUACUACUGGUGAUACCACCGUCCAUAUUCGAAUUCAACAGCGAAACGGUAGAAAAACUUUGACUACUGUUCAAGGUAUUCCAGAGAAAUACGAUAAGAAGCGUAUCCUAAAGGAAUGCAAAAAGGAUUUUUGCUGUAACGGAAAUAUUGUACAGCACGAUCAGUACGGUGAAGUCCUCCAACUCCAAGGUGACCAAAGAGAACAUAUUGCCGAGUUCCUCAGGAGGUACGGUCUUGUCAAACCUGACCAAAUUAAAAUUCACGGCUUUUAA